GGGAUUUAAAACUUUUAACCGCAACAGGAGAGUCCUUUCAGCACGGCCGGCAUCGAGGGUCACAGCGCACAAGGUAAUUAGAAGAUGGCAGUGCACAUCCCAGGUCUGUUAGCUGUCAUUGUGUUUUAUGUGAUUAUCCUCAUCACUGGCAUCUGGGCAUCAAGAAAGUCCAAAAGAGAGGAGGAAAAAUGCACAGGAGAGCAAAGCGAAGUAUCAGUGGUAGGCGGAAGAAACCUCAGUGCCUGGGUGGGUGUGUUCACAAUGACUGCCACUUGGAUCGGAGGUGGUUUUAUUCUUGGAACUGCAGAAAUGGUUUAUAAUCCAUCAGCAGGACUGGUCACAAGCCUGGCACCUGUAGGAUUUUCACUCAGCCUUAUUAUCGGAGGACUAUUUUUUGUGAAGCCGAUGAGAGUUAAGAAUUAUGUAACCAUGAUGGACCCAUUCCAGAUUAAAUACGGAGAUACACUGACAAGCGUAUUUUUCAUUCUGGCAUUCAUUGCUGACAUAAUGUGGGUAGCCUGUGUUCUUGCAGCUUUGGGUGGUACAAUGACUGUCAUCCUUGACUUAGCUUCAUACCAGUCUAUCAUCAUCUCUGCAGCUGUUGCUAUAUUUUACACUUUACUAGGAGGCCUGUACUCUGUAGCAUACACUGAUGUUAUCCAGCUAAUCUUUAUUGCUGUCAGCCUGUGGUUCUGCAUUCCGUUCCUCAUGACAAACUCUGCAGUGACUGACAUCACCUAUACAGCCACCCAUGAAGUAUAUCAACUGCCAUGGAUUGGCAGUGUGGAUGAGAAGACAGUAUGGCCAUUAAUUGACAACCUUCUGUUAAUAAGCCUUGGGGGACUUUGCUAUCAGUCAUUUUUUCAACGUGUCCUGGCAGUGUCCACCACGCGGCAAGCUCAGGUGACAUGCUACGUGGCAGCCAUUUGUUGUUUCUCUUUGGGCAUUCCUCCCGUGCUCAUCGGAGCAGUCGCUGCAUCAACAGACUGGAAUCAGACCAGCUACGGUCUUCCCACCCCAUAUGAGAAAGGAGAGGCCAGCUACAUUUUGCCAAUUGUCCUUCAGCAUCUCUGCUCUGAAUACAUAGCUAUUGCCGGGAUUGGAGCUAUAGCUGCUGCUGUCAUGUCAUCAAUGGAUUCUGCGCUGCUCUCUUGCAGCUCCAUGUUUGCUCGAAAUAUUUACAAACAAAUAUUAAGGAAAAAAGCAUCUGACCGAGAGGUCCAAUGGGUGAUCAAAUUUGGAAUUCUUCUGUUUGGACUCACUGGCAUGGGCCUGGCAAUGUUAACCAAUUCAGUCUAUUCUCUAUUUUUAAUGAGUGGAGAGUUGAUAUACGCUGUGUUUUUCCCACAGCUGGUGUGCAUCAUGUAUCUCCCAAAGACUAACGCCUAUGGGGCAAUGGCUGGAUUAGUGGUGGGAACGGCAUUGAGACUUUUAAGUGGAGAACCUUUCUUACACAUUCCCCCUGUUAUUCAUUAUCCAGGCUGCACACUUAUAGAUGGAGUUUAUGUGCAGUUCUUCCCAUUAAAAACUCUUUCAAUGAUAGCUUCCUUCUUCACCAUUGUGUCUAUAUCCUAUUUAAUUUUAUUCCUUUUUAAAAGAGGCUUCCUACCUGAAAAAUGGGAUAUUUAUAAUUUGCAGGAAAAAGCUGCUGUGACACUUAAAACUAUUAACUUGAAAGAACACAAUGAAACAAUUUCUCUGGAUAAGAUGAACUGUGAAAAUGGUGCUGAAAGUAAUAAAUGAGUGGAGUUGUUAGUAUUAUAAUUACUACUAUUUUAAGGGUGGCCUUUAAUUGAAUUAGUUGGAAAAGCAUAGCACAUUUUUGUAACAUUAUUAUUAAAAAAGGAGUCCUCUCUGUCAUCUCAAAGCUGGGCUAAGUGUUUUUACGGUUGCUGGAGUGACAGUCCUGCCACCAACCCCCAUGAUUUCCCUGAAAUGACCCUUGGUAUGAUAUUAAACUGCAUCUGGUCCUGCAAGAAGUUCUCCAACUUGCAGGGAAAUCAAGGGGGUUGGUGGCAGGAUUGGAACUCCAGCCGCUCUAAAAACACUUCAUGCAGCUCUGAGACGACAGACAGGACUCAUUUCUGCUCACCGUAGCAUUAUGAAGGGGAUGGGGGAAAGCCCAUCAUCCCUGGAAGAGUCUAAACCAUUGGAGAGCCAAUGAGGUCAGGCCUGUUGGGGAUCAGAGCUGGUGUGGUGCUGAGGGCGUCACCUACUACACGGCAGCACUUGGGACAUCCCAAUUUGAGGCGGCCCAUCUGGCUAGGCACGUGGAAUGUCUUGUCUUUUUGGCAUGAUGAUCUUCCUCUGCUGUCGGAGGAUGCUUGUAAACUCUGCAUUUCAGUGGUGGCACUCUCUCAUGUGUGCAGACCUGGGAUUGGCCAGAUCUCUGUAGGUGGGGUACAUAUUUAUUGGUCUAUAUGCUCAGAUGGCUGUCAUACUUAGGGUGUAGCUGUUGCUGUUAUGGAUUGGCUCCAUCCAAUGGUGUCUGGUGUCACUCCUUUCAACGAGUGUAUUAUGAGACUCAGAUUAAGGUACUCUCUGUGUGCCAUGUCUGUUGUUUCAGUGUAUGCUUUGACCAUGGUGAGUGAUGUCUCAGUGAAUUAGACAUUUUAUUUGCAACUUCGCUUGGUGGUUAAUGGGUGCCCGUGAGGUGACACUCCUAUGGUCAUGGGUGACUUCAUUGUGACCACUGGCACUGACAGGGCUGACUAUGAGGAUUGGAUCUGGUGAGCGUGGUGAAAGUGGCUCCAUGUUCCUUGACUUUAAAAAAGGUCAGGGGCUGUGAAUCGCUAUAUACUAGUUCCAACGCCCUGAGCUGCAUUGUUGGACUUGGUACUCCAAUACUGGUUGUGUGGUGAAGGAGAUCGAUCACAUCCUCAUGGACAGACACUGGAGGGUUUUACAAAAAUGCAGUGUCUACAGAAGUGCCCAGUUUGUGCCCACAGAUUUGUUGUUGCUACUCUGAAAAUCCAGCUUAGAUCCAGUAGGCUACCACCUACUAGAAAAAUGAGGCAAGACCUGGCCAGAGACUCCAAGAUCAGGCUGUUUCUAAUGAGUCUGCGUGCAGUUUGUGUGAGGAACGUACAGACUUGGGGGUGACUGCUGAUUCUAAUGUGAUGUCAUGGAAAGUCUCCCACAAGACCUUGAACAAUCCUGAGGGUUGUGUUGGUGUUACUGGUGUUCCAGAGUUCCAGAAGGAGGUGUUUCAUCUCUCAGGGCACCCUGGAUAUCAUUGAGAAGAGUCACAGAGCACAGCUUAAAGGCAACUCCGGUCUGUACCAGAAAAUGAGAAGGACAGCAGCAAGGGCUCUGAGGGCAGAAAAGUAGGUGUUUGUUAGAGCAAUCUAUGAGCAAGUGACACACCAUAUACGGUCUAUUGACCUAUGUUUUCCUUAUAGAGGAAUCAAAGCAUUAUGCACAUCCGUAUCUGUUCCUUGGAGAGUAGCAGUCAUGACAGCUGAUGGAACAG
Molecule: messenger RNA, 3472 nt
Organism: Polypterus senegalus (gray bichir)
Lineage: Eukaryota; Metazoa; Chordata; Cladistia; Polypteriformes; Polypteridae
Product: high affinity choline transporter 1-like
Exons: 9
Coding region: 85-1743 (552 amino acids)
Biological process (GO): acetylcholine biosynthetic process; transmembrane transport; choline transport
Cellular component (GO): plasma membrane
Molecular function (GO): choline:sodium symporter activity
Source: RefSeq, a predicted model, not a curated record